CUUGAGAAAUAUUGCAUGAGCAUAUAGUAUAUUUAAAUUAGCAUAGUAACAUAGAGGUUAUGUAUAUACCGAAUUAAAAUAUUCGUGAUCGCAUUUGUAUUAAAUAAAAGAUUAAUGAAUAGACAAAAUUUAAAAUGAAAUUGUAUUGCUUAUCAAGUGAACCAACAAAACCAUGUUUGGUAUUAAGUUUCAAAGGAAUUACAUUAAUGUUAGAUUGUGGUUUAAAUAUGCAGUCUAUAUUACAUUUUAUGCCAAUGCCUAUGGUUCCUAGUAUUAAAUUUAAUUCUUUGCCUUUGUGGCUUCCACGUGAUAAUCAUCAAGAUUGGCAAAUAGAAGGGGAAUUAAAAGAAUGUUGUGGUAGAGUAUUUGUAGAUUCAACACCUGAAUUUUCUCCACCUUUAGAAAAAAUAAUAGACUUUUCAGAAAUUGAUGCCAUUUUAAUAUCAAAUUACACUUGUAUGUUGGCUCUACCAUUUAUAACAGAAGAUACUGGCUUCAAAGGUAUUAUUUAUGCUACAGAACCAACAUUACAAAUUGGACGAUUUUUUAUGGAAGAAUUAGUAGAAUUUAUUGAACAAACUCCUAAAGCUAUAUUAGCUAAACAUUGGAAGGAAAUGCUACAUGUAUUACCUUCUCCUUUAGCUGAUGCUCUUAAACCAAAAUCUUGGAAACACAUAUAUUCAAUGUCAGCAGUUAAUACUGCUUUAUCUUAUAUUCAAACAGUUGGAUAUGAUCAAAAAUUGGACAUAUAUGGUGCAUUAACAGUUACUCCUAUAAGUUCUGGGUAUUGCUUGGGUAGCAGUAAUUGGUUAAUUUCAUGUGACCAUGAAAAGGUUGCAUUUGUAAGUGGAUCUUCAACAUUGACAACACAUCCACGUCCUAUGGAACAAGCUACUUUAAAACAUGCUAAUAUGUUAAUAUUAACAGGUUUAACUCAAACACCUACUGCCAAUCCAGAUACUAUGCUUGGAGAACUCUGCAUGACUGUUGCAAUGACACUCAGAACUGGAGGAUGUGUUCUAAUACCAUGUUAUCCAUCUGGAGUUGUAUAUGAUUUAUUUGAAUGUCUCAGUACUCAUUUGGAUAAAUCUGGUUUUGCACAAGUUCCAUUAUUUUUUAUAUCGCCAGUAGCUGAAACUUCUUUAGCAUAUUCAAAUAUUUUAGCUGAAUGGUUAUCAACAAAUAAACAAAAUAAAGUUUAUCUUCCCGAAGAACCAUUUCCACAUGCUUUUCUUGUUAAAAAUGCCAGAUUAAAACAUUUUACAUCUACAUAUGCUGAAGGUUUUAGUUCUGAUUAUAGACAACCUUGUGUUGUUUUCUGUGGACAUCCCAGUCUUAGAUUUGGAGAUGCAGUUCAUUUUGUUCAAUUAUGGGGCAAUAAUCCACAACAUACUAUAAUUUUUACAGAACCAGAUUUUCCAUAUUUAGAUGCUUUAGCACCAUUUCAACCAUUAGCUAUGAAAGCAGUGCAUUGUCCAAUUGAUACAUCUCUUAAUUUUACUCAAGCUAAUAAAUUAAUUAGAGAUUUAAAGCCAGAACAUUUAGUUAUACCUGAAUGUUAUACACAACCACCAAUAACUGCACCACAUAGAACAGAUCUUGUCAUAGAACCUGUAGGAGAAAAACCUUUAAUUACUUUUAAACGAGGUGAAGUUAUAAAAUUGCCUUUAAAAAGAAAAAAGGGACGAGUAUUUAUUGAACCAGAACUAGCAGGAAAUAUAAUUCCUAAUGAAAUUCGACCUGGUUUAAGUCUUGCUUCUGUUACUGGUGAAUUGGAAGUUAAAGAUAAUGUAUAUACAAUAAAAAGUAUUGAAGAUAGACCUAGUGGAAAACGUAAAGCACCUUCUGGUUCACCUGCACCAAUCAAAGAAGAAGUUCUUAAAGAAAGAAAACAUGAAUAUGGUAAUCUGGAUCCACAAGAACUAUUACAGAAGCUUAAUCAAGAAGGCAUUCAAGGAGCCAAAUUACAACAUAGUCCAACUGCUACCAGUAUUCAUUUACAAGAUGAAGAUACCUUGAUUCAAAUUGGAGAUAAUUCAACACAUAUUUUUUGUAAUGGUGAUCAAAAAAUUAGAAGACGAUUAAGAACUAUUAUUAUGCAAUGUCUUAAAAGAUUUUAAAAAAUUUUUUAAAAUAAAUAAUAUUAUAUUAUAAUUA
Apis florea (little honeybee) is the source of this 2157-nucleotide messenger RNA. RefSeq names its product integrator complex subunit 9 (gene IntS9). Lineage: Eukaryota; Metazoa; Arthropoda; Insecta; Hymenoptera; Apidae. The record is from RefSeq and is a predicted model, not a curated record. Gene Ontology annotation, biological process: snRNA 3'-end processing. Gene Ontology annotation, cellular component: integrator complex.